AUGGCCGAGCCGGGCGAGCGUCACGGGGGGGUGCCUGGGACUGCGGCGCUGAGGGCUGUGGAGACGGUCCCACGUCACCUGGAGAGCAACUCCGAGACAUUCAGCUUCGCACCCCCCGUUUCCGCACAGCAGUGGAUGGAAGUGUCGAUGUUUUGCUUACAGAACCGACACGUUCCCUUAAAGCGGCUGCUGCAGAUGCUGGAGGACACCGCAAAGGCUCUGAUGGAUGAAAAGCCGCUCAAUGGUCAAUCCAGCCCUCUUCCUCGCGGUAAAUGGUAUGAAGGCGAUGACGACGACAGCCACAGGACAUGUGAAACAUCGGAUGCGGUUUCUACAGAAGCUAGCUCAACGGUUUCUUCCAUUUCCACUCCACAACGACAGUUGGCAGCACGUUUUUUCAUGUUGGCUUCUCAUCUUGGAAUAAAAAGGGGAACCGUAUCUUCCCUACGUGCCGGUGUACGUCUAGCGGAAAUGGCGGUUGAUGCACACCGUUGCGCCCUAACCACCACCCACCUUGCGUGGGCAUGUUAUUAUCUUGGUUCUGUGGUGCAAGAGAGAGAGGGUCGGAGCACACUGGAGACAAUGGCAGGGAAACUGGUGAGAGGUACACUGGAGAUUAUUGCACGAGAAGCUAACGCACUUCCUACGGAUUUUGUUCAGCUUGUCAAACUUGCGUGGCUCAUGGCUCUUCUCGGUGAGAUACAAAGUGCUUUGACGUUGGCACAGAGGUUGGUGGGUCAAAACCGCGCGGAUGCAAACGCAUUGGUGCUUCUUUCUCUUUUAUUCUCCGCUACCGGAGAGUAUGAUAAGGCCCUGGAAGUGGCAAAUCAUACAGAGCAUGUGCACCCGCAGUACAUCUUAGGGGGAAUUGUUUUAACAAUGAUGCGGUAUGUGACGAAUGACGUUCAUCUUCAUAAACGUGUGGGUUGCGAGGAAUUGCUGGCAAUCCUUGUGGCACGUGUUCAAGCGACGACCCAGUACACAUCAGAGCGAGCGGACUCUGAUGAAUUUCGCCUCGUACCGGAUAUUGGCACGACAGUUAUUGCGGACGGAUGCUGGAGCAGUCGCUUCCGCGGGGCGUCUCGUGUGGCGGGUCACUGGGCUCUUUUGGCGUAUGUUGCGGUGGAGGUUGGCUGCACCUCCAUCGCAGAGAUUGCGGUUAGGGCGGGAUUAGAGUUUGUGGGGGAGGCGAGGGAGGAGCACCGCAAGGCCUAUGCCGACCUCAUUUGCUGUUCCGUGAGAAUAAAGAUUGAUCGAAUGGAGAAAAUUGUGGAGACGGUUCGUCAGCGUCACAUGACGGCUGGUGUCGGGGACGUCGUUUCAGUUCUGAGGGAGUUUGAGGACGAGCAGCUCAUUCGGGAGCAGGGAACUCUGCUUGAUGAACAAGAGGUAAGGUCGCUGCAUUCCUUGUUAUUUACGGCCCUUGAAGUAUGCACGGCACAUGCGGAUUCGUAUGUCCAGCUGGGCCGCCUUUAUCUUCUUGAAGCCCUCAAGGCAAACCAGCCGCAGUCUCUCCGCACCACGCAUUUGGUUGAGGCGUCACACUACUUCCAAUUGGCCAUCGACUCUACCUCCACCCAUACUGCUGCGUACGAGGGCAUGGGCCGCGUUCGUGAGGCGCAGGGUGCGAUGGAGAUGAGUUUAGACUUCCUUUCCUCUGCAGCAGAACUCGCCGCUCGGCAACCAGUGAUCCCGUUUGAGAGGCUUUUGUAUAUUUUCCCGUAA
This is a messenger RNA of Trypanosoma cruzi, 1725 nucleotides long. RefSeq lists its product as uncharacterized. The record is from RefSeq and is a predicted model, not a curated record. Bases 1 to 1725 code for a protein of 574 amino acids. Gene Ontology annotation, molecular function: protein binding. The transcript has a single exon. Lineage: Eukaryota; Euglenozoa; Kinetoplastea; Trypanosomatida; Trypanosomatidae.